Molecule: messenger RNA, 393 nt
Organism: Phytophthora megakarya
Lineage: Eukaryota; Oomycota; Peronosporomycetes; Peronosporales; Peronosporaceae
Source: the annotation of a GenBank genome assembly
AUGGACGGGCCUGGAAGAAACGCAAGUGAAUCCGGGAUUUAUAAAAAGAAGCGAGGGCGCAAGCACAAGUCGCUGCGCAAGUCUCGGUCCGGAACCGAGACACUUCAUGGUAUGUCUGCCCGGCAGACACAAGAGCCAAUCGUGGCCGUCGAGACGUCGAACGUCUUGACGCGGGCCUGUGCUGAGUAUCAGCACAAGCAUAUGGAGUUGGAGAACCCUCCUGCUGAUACGUCGGAGUUGACCUCGCUACCAGUCAUGAGCUGGAAGCGCUUCGCAAAGGAUCUGUACGAUGGACGCAUCGAACAGCUAUGCACGCUUUCGGACCGAAAGUGUAGUGGGCCUAGUGCUCACUACCUAGCUUACACGUGUACGCACGUGUGUGAGGAAGCGUAG